Messenger RNA from Penicillium brevicompactum, 2316 nucleotides. RefSeq names its product ubiquitin C-terminal hydrolase family protein. Gene Ontology annotation, molecular function: cysteine-type deubiquitinase activity; cysteine-type endopeptidase activity. The coding region runs from base 1 to 2316 and encodes 771 amino acids. NCBI's taxonomy places the organism in Eukaryota, Fungi, Ascomycota, Eurotiomycetes, Eurotiales, Aspergillaceae. Gene Ontology annotation, cellular component: nucleus; cytosol. The transcript is spliced from 5 exons. Gene Ontology annotation, biological process: protein deubiquitination. The record is from RefSeq and is a predicted model, not a curated record.
AUGAGUGGUAUACACCGAUUCCUGACUCGUCGCGAUCGACACCAUAAGUUAAGCAAACAGAGUAAAGAGGAGGCCUCGCAUAUUCUCUCAAGACCGCUAUUCCAAAGCUUCUUCAAAUCGGAAACAACAUCAGAAGAUAAUCAGGACCAUGAGAAGAAGGUCAAAGCUCUCGUUCAACGUAUCAAGCAACUCGGUAUAACAGCUCUACAAGAAGAACAUAUCAGCUAUGCAUUGAAAGCUACACAAGGGGAUACAGAGAAGGCAUUCAGCCUGCUCUUGCUGCUGGAGGACUCUAUUGAAGGCAUCAUCAGGACCUACACACCCAAUACCAAGCUUCUGGGGGCGGAGAACCGCUCAGGUGUCACAUGCUAUUUGGAUGCGUUGUUGUUCGCUAUGUUCUCUCGCCUCGACUGCUUCGAGGCUAUUUUAUACAAAUCCUUCAACGAUGAGCCUCGCCGGAAACUCGCGAUUCUUCUCAGAUUAUGGGUCAACCUACUACGAUCUGGAAAGCUUAUCACGACAGACAUGACCAAACAUCUACAAGAUGCGUUGGCGGAAUGUGGCUGGGAAGAUGCAGCUAGACUGCGCCAACAAGAUGCAUCAGAAGCGUUUACAUUUAUUACCGAAAAACUCGAACUACCACUCUUAACGCUGAAGAUGGACAUCUACCACACUGGAAAAGAGGAUGCCAGUGAUGAUCACAAGUUCAUCAACGAACGGCUUCUCGAAGUUGCCAUACCACCCGAACCAACUGACGGCCAAUCCCUUACCCUAGAGGACUGCUUAGAAGCUUACUUCAACAACAUGAUUGAGGUCAAGCGGCACAUGGAGCGACGAAAUACCACUGCUUCGGUGAGAUCAAUGGAUUCACUUUCCAUCUCAAAAGGAUCAACCUCGCAUGUCGAGGCAAUAGAGAUCGAGACCACCCCCACUUUGUCUCCUGCUCAAACAAAUACGCCCCCAGUCGAAAGCGUGAGCCCAUGGGCGUCUUUCGACGAGUUUUCCGAGUCUCUCAAGGCGACGCGAGAUCCCGCAAGACGACAGAGUAUUGUUAGGGAGCGAUUCUUCCCUGACUCUAAUUCAAGCGAUGAUACAAACAUAGAUGAUACGUCUACUGAGAAAAAUUCCAGCCCGGACAGCCAGACGAAGCGUGGUGCUUAUAAAAAGGAGGUGAUGAUGCCCGCAUGGCAGUUUUUCAGUUUGAUUCCCUGGUACACUGAUAACACGCCCACGAACGACGCGCAAGUGGCGGCCCACUUUUCCACCAAACGACCGAUUUUGGGAAUGUGUCUCAAGCGCUACUCUUUCUUGCCAGAUGGGAGGGCUGUCAGACUCAACACCCACAUUGACAUACCGACUGAGAUCGGUCUACCACACUUCAUCCAAGAUGACAACUUGGAUGCAGAUGCGCCUAUCUAUGGGAGUUUCAAGCUUUCUUUGCAGGCUUUGGUGUGUCACAGAGGAAAUUCCGUUGACUCGGGACAUUACAUUUCCCUUGUUCGGGGUACCAGCCCAAACGCCGGGUCACCUACCAUUUCUGAUCCUUCAGGAACCUCGAAACACUGGAUGCGCUUCGAUGAUCUUGCAGAAGAGCGUGUGACUCUGGUCGACAUCGAUCAGGCCUUGAAGACAGAAUCUCCGUAUCUUCUGUUCUACCAAAUCCUUCCUAUCAACGAAGAUCCAUCAGUGACCAAUCUCCACAACAAUGCACCCUCUUCCCGAGCUUCGGAUGGCAGCACCCUGGGGGAUCAGAUGGAUUUCUCUGUGGACGAAGCUUCUGAUCGACCAAGCGUUGAAGUCACAGGACCAUCCGACACCAAUUCUCAGCCACCAACUAAUCCCGCAAGACGAUCCAGUGUGGCAUUUUCGGAAAGCAGCAACCGAGCAGCGAGUCUCCAGCCACGUUCCAUCCCAUCCUCGUCACCUAGACUCGCACCCAUGGAAGAGGAAGACUCCAAGGGAACAUCUUACUCUCGUCGGGGAUCUCGCUCAGCCAGAAGCAACCCUGGAAGUCGCGCUGGCAGCCGUGCUGGCAGUCAAACAGGCGAAAAUAGACUGAGCGCCACCCUGUCUCGCUUUGCUGAACGACUGAGUCGGGACAAGAUCACCACCGAUGAUUUCCCCGAGGAAGGUGACGAGAACGAGUAUACGCUGGAAAUUGAUGAUACUGUGGAUGACAUGAAGCUAGGUCCGGCUGCUUUUGAGACCAAGGAGAAGCGUGGAAGGGGUCGAACACGCGAGAAGCACAAGGGCAAAUCCAAGGAAAAGUCCAAGGAGAAGGGCAAGAAAUUGGAUCGGGAGUGUACAGUAAUGUGA